This is a messenger RNA of Lodderomyces theae, 1602 nucleotides long. RefSeq names its product oxygen-dependent protoporphyrinogen oxidase (gene HEM14). Gene Ontology annotation, molecular function: protoporphyrinogen oxidase activity, oxygen as acceptor. Gene Ontology annotation, biological process: heme biosynthetic process. The transcript has a single exon. Gene Ontology annotation, cellular component: mitochondrial inner membrane. NCBI's taxonomy places the organism in Eukaryota, Fungi, Ascomycota, Pichiomycetes, Serinales, Debaryomycetaceae. The record is from RefSeq and is a predicted model, not a curated record. The coding region runs from base 1 to 1602 and encodes 533 amino acids.
AUGUCAUUACAACCACUACCGAAGAAUGCGACAGUAGCCAUGUUAGGAGCAGGAAUCCUGGGACUCACAUUCACAUACUUUUUGAGCAAAUUGCGACCGGAUCUCAGCUUUCAAAUAUUUGAAAAGUCUAACCGACCAGGUGGGUGGAUGUGUCUGCCCCGUCUACUCGUCAGUGAUAGCCACGAGUCUAUAAUAUUGGAAAAGGGACCACGAACUUUGCGCGGAGUCAAGAAUGGGAGUUUGUUUAUGAUUGAUAUCUUACGAAAUUUGAACUUGCACGAUGAAGUUGAAGUUAUCCACAAAUCUAGCAAGGCUAAUAGGAAAUACAUCACUGAUGCACAGGGUGAGAUUGUUCAAGUGCCUAACUCGUUCACGACAGCAGUUGAUUUUUUCAAACGUGUGCAGUGUCUCGAUGGGAGCUUGAUCUCUGGGUUGAUCAAGGAGCCGUUUGUAAAAUCACUGAGCCAUGACGAAACAGUGGAACAAUUUUUUCGACGGAGAUUUGGGAGCACGGUUUUGACUGAAAACGUUGCCAGUGCGAUAAUACACGGUGUAUAUGCUGGUGAUAUUGGCAAGUUGAGUAUAAAGAGUGUAAUGCCAUUCCUUAAAGAUAUUGAAACUCAAUCUGGGUCAGUUAUAAAACAUGUUUUCAAGUCCAUGAUCAAGAGCAAGAAGCCAAAUAAACUGCCGCCUUCUGUGGAGUUGGAGCUAUAUGAAAAGUUGAUUUCACCGCAAGCCAAUUUGCCAACUUUGCAAAGCAACCUCAAAUCAUUUCCCAUGAUUAAACUCAAGAAUGGUAUGGAAACUUUGCCAAAGUAUUUGGCUCAGUACUUGGAGUAUAAUACAAACACCGAAAUCCAUUACGAUACUCCAGUCAAUGAAUGUGAUCCUAAAUUGGGGCAAGUUAAUGGACAAUCUUUCGAUCAUAUUAGAAGUACGAUAAACACUCACUCACUUGCCCAAUCUAUUCAACUGAGUGACCUGUUAGUCUCCAAACUCAAAGGUGUAUCAUAUGUGAGUAUCUUUUUGACUAAUGUAUACACCAAGAAACCGAUAUUAUUGCCAAAGGAUAAACCAGGGUUUGGGUUUUUGAGGCCACGUCAUUUGAGCAUAGAGAAUAACGCACAAGCAUUACUUGGGGUAAUUUACGAUUCAGAUAUUGAAAAUCAUGUACAAAGUUUGUUCAAUAAGGAAAAGACCACUCCUUCUGGAGAGUACAACAAGAUUACUAUGAUGAUGGGUGGUCAUUAUUACAACCAUUGGAAUAUCCCUUCCAAUAAACUAAACUUGAAAAUUGUUCUAGAUGUGUUGCAGGAGAAGUUGAAUGUGGAUGUGUCGAAAUAUAAUCUCAAAAUCAUUGAAGAGGGUCAAGAGUUACAAGUGGAUUCAAUUGGUGAUGAUGAUAUAGUUGUAAGCUGCUCCUUGCACAGAGAUUGCAUACCACAGUAUAAUUUAGGAUACCAAGAGUUGAAACAGGACGUGCUCGACUUAGUGGAAAAAGAGCAUUACAAGUUGUCAUUUGGUGGAACUGUGUUUGCUGAGGGAAUAGGUGUGCCCGAUUGUGUGAGUAAUUCCUUCACUGAUGCUGUCAAACUCAUGUAA